Molecule: messenger RNA, 3007 nt
Organism: Saccostrea echinata
Lineage: Eukaryota; Metazoa; Mollusca; Bivalvia; Ostreida; Ostreidae
Exons: 7
Coding region: 2-3007 (1001 amino acids)
Molecular function (GO): serine-type endopeptidase inhibitor activity
Source: RefSeq, a predicted model, not a curated record
UAUGAUUCUGAAGUUAGGGUUGCUAGUUGUUCUUCCCCUCGUUUUGGGGCUCAUGCCACCUGGACCCUCAUAUGGAUCCAGGGCGAACGGAGGUAACAGUGGUAUUCCAAACACUGGGAUGAACACGGGAUCUUCCAGCAACACAGCCAGAAUGACACCAAAUAACAUGAAUACAUUACCAAAUCCAAACACCAAUAGAAAUGCUGGUCGAAACAUGAGACCAGGAGGAAGAUUUCCUGGAAAUGACCUUCCUUAUCAGUGCACGAUGUACAGCGACGCCGGCUAUUUCUGUCCCUACGGUUACCCCCGCCCUGGUACAAGAUACUUCUUUAAUACAUAUUCGGGACGAUGUGAAAGCUUCUUCUACCUCGGUUGCGGAGGCAAUCUUAACACUUACUCUUCACGAGACGAUUGUAUCAGAUCUUGUGCAUGCUUCACCUACCCUGAUCCCGGAAACUAUCCUUGUUAUCAUCAGAGCACCCGCCGAUGGUAUUUCAACAGAUACUCAGGCACCUGUCAACAAUUUUAUUUUAGUGGAUGCAAUGGUGGAAAUGACAACAAUUUCCGAAGCCAAUUAGAAUGCCAAUCUGCUUGUGGACCAGAACCUUGCAAUGGACCAUGGUGCGGUGGUAUUGGGAUGGGAGGCGGAAGGCAAGGAGGACAGGCAGCUGCUCAAAUAGCUAAUGGAAACACUGGAGCACAGGCACCAUCCCCAGCCAUGCCUAGCCAACCAGCUGGAAUUAAUGGAAUGCCUGCCAUCGAUCAACCGAAUGUUGCUAUGCCCACCAACAACAGAGGUUCAUCGGGCACCAACAGAAUGACUAUCGAUAUGGCAAAUAGCAUGGCCAACGCAAACAACGUAAUCGACAUGAACUCUUUUGCAAAGAUUGCGUCUUCUGCUAUGAAUCAUAACUCCAAUGCAAAUACAAUGAGCAUGGUUUAUCCUACUCCGAAUCAAAUGAAUUCUGGAAAAGCCAUGUACAUUUGUGAUAUGAUUCUGAAGUUAGGGUUGCUAGUUGUUCUUCCCCUCGUUUUGGGGCUCAUGCCACCUGGACCCAAAUAUGAAUCCAGGGCGAACGGGGCUAAUAGAGGUAUUCCAAACUCUGGGAUGAACACGGGAUCUUCCAGCAACACAGCCAGAAUAACACCAAAUAACAUGAAUACAUUACCAAAUCCAAACACCAAUAGAAAUGCUGGUCGAAACAUGAGACCAGGAGGAAGAUUCCCUGGAGGUGACCUUCCUUAUCAGUGCACGAUGUACAGCGACGCCGGUUAUUUCUGUCCCUACGGUUACCCCCGCCCUGGUACAAGAUACUUCUUUAAUACGUAUUCAGGACGGUGUGAAAGCUUCUUCUACCUCGGUUGCGGAGGCAAUCUUAACACUUACUCUUCACGAGACGAUUGUGUCAGAUCCUGUGCAUGCUUCACCUACCCUGCUCGCGGAAUCAUUCCUUGUUAUCAUCUAACCCGCCGAUGGUAUUUCAACAAAUACUCAGGUACCUGUCAACAAUUUUAUUUUAGUGGGUGCAAUGGUGGAAAUGACAAUAAUUUCCAAAGCCAAUUAGAAUGCCAAUCUGCUUGUGGACCAGAACCUUGCAAUGGACCAUGGUGCGGUGGUAUUGGGAUGGGAGACGGAAGGCAAGGAGGACAGGCAGCUGCUCAAAUAGCUAAUGGAAAUACUGGAGCACAGGCACCAUUCCCAGCCAUGCCUAGCCAACCGACUGGAAUUAAUGGAAUGCCUGCCAUCGAUCAACCGAAUGUUGCUAUGCCCACCAACACCAGAGGUUCAUCAGGCACCAACACAAAUACCUUCGUCAACAGAAUCGACAUGAACUCUUUUGCUAAGAUGGCGUUUUCUCCUAUGAAUCCUAACUCCAAUGCAAAUAAAAUGAGUAUGCCAACAAGUAUAGAAAAUGAUCUGCGGAGUCUUUUACACGCCAGUGAUUCGUGCCAAAAAGCAGCUCCUGCAAACGAUCAGCUUCGUGUACAAGCAAUGGAAUGUUAUCUUUCCGGUAAGAUGAUUCUGAAGUUAGGGUUGUUAGUGGCACUUCCUCUUGCUCUGGGGAUUAUAAUGCCUCCAGGACCCACAUAUGGGUCAGGGGCUAACGGAGCGAAUAGACAAACCCCUAACUUGCAUUUUGGUCAAACGCUUAAUACCAGAACAAAUGCACCACAAAAACCAAAUAGGCACGGAGAAAACAUGAAACCUGGAGGAAUAUUUCCCGGAAAUGAACUUCCUUAUCAGUGUACCAUGUACCGUGACUCUGGUUACUUCUGCCCCUAUGGUUAUCCCCGCCCAGGUACAAGGUAUUUCUUCAAUGUCUACAGCAGACGAUGUGAAAGCUUCUUCUAUCUUGGCUGUGGAGGAAAUCUUAACAGUUACUCCUCACGGGAAGAUUGUAUCAGAUCCUGUGCAUGCUUCACCUACCCUGAUCGCGGAGUCUAUCCUUGUUCAUAUCCAAACACCCGCCGAUGGUAUUUCAACAGAUAUUCGGGCACCUGUCGACCUUUUUAUUUUAGUGGAUGCAAUGGUGGAAAUGACAACAAUUUCCAGAGCCAAUUGGAAUGCCAAUCUGCAUGUGGUCCAGAACCUUGUCGUGGACCAUGGUGCAAUGAUGAGCCUUUGAUGCCUAGACCAAGAGGACAGUCAACCCAACCAGCUCUUAUUGGUAAUGCUGGGGUAAGCGCACUAACCACCCCAAGAGAGCCAGCCCAACCUAGCGCACCUCAGCCGCUCGGUUUGAAUAGACCUCCAGCCGUAGGUCCACCUAAUUCUGGUUUUUCUACGAACAAAAUAAAUAGGCAUGGCCCCAUCAAGACAGACACCAUGACAAGCGAUUUAACAAGUGAAAUGUCCAACGGAAACAGAGGCAUUGACAUGGCCUCUAUUGCUAAUAUCUGGAAUAUGGCAUCUGAAUCGAUGAAUCAAGAUUCAACCCCAAAUGGAAUGAAUUUGGUGUAUCCAUCUGCAAACCAAAUAAAUUCUGGAAAGAGAAUGUAUAUUUGA